Molecule: messenger RNA, 1296 nt
Organism: Branchiostoma belcheri (Belcher's lancelet)
Lineage: Eukaryota; Metazoa; Chordata; Leptocardii; Amphioxiformes; Branchiostomatidae
Product: growth hormone secretagogue receptor type 1-like
Exons: 4
Coding region: 1-1296 (431 amino acids)
Biological process (GO): G protein-coupled receptor signaling pathway
Cellular component (GO): plasma membrane
Molecular function (GO): G protein-coupled receptor activity
Source: RefSeq, a predicted model, not a curated record
AUGGCUGAGUUCGACGUUGCAGAGAACCGUUCUCUAGACGCGUUGAACGCGUCGGAAGGUUUGCUGAAUUUCAACCACACGUUUUGGAUGGGCGACAUGGGAGAGAUGGAGCCCCUUUCCCCGGUCACCCUGGUCCUCGUCAGCGUCUGGUCUGGCGUGAUCUUCCUGGUGGGGAUCCUGGGGAACCUGUCGGUGGGACUGGCGGUGUGGGGGAACAGGGAGCUCCGCACGCCAACCAACUUCUUCCUGCUGAACCUGAGCGUGGCCGACCUGCUCCUUCUGCUCUUCUGCCUGCCGGUGUACGUGGUGGAGCUGUGGGUCCACUUCCCCUGGCUGCUGGGGGAAACCAUGUGCAAGUUGGCGCCAUUCAUAGAGGUCCUGGUUCUCCAGCUGUCCAUCCUCACCAUCAUGGCAGUGUCCGUGGACCGGUACCGGGGCGUGUGCCGCGCUCUGCAGGCCCAGGCAACCCGGCGCCUCCGCGGCACUGCAGUAACGAUCGCAGCCGCAUGGGGGCUCUCUCUGCUCACCAGCAGCCCCAUGCUGGUCUUCGUCAAGUUCUCCACCUACCACGUCAACGGGUCCUCGGUGGAGAUCUGUGAGAUGAUGAGCCUGGCCGAGUCGUGGAAGGACGUGUACGCCGUGGCCGUGACCGUCAUGUUCUUCGUCGUGCCCUUCUUAAUCCUGUCGUCUCUGUACAGCCUCAUCAUCCGUCGGCUGGUCAGGAGGGCCUCGGACGAGACCAGCGGCAACUUCCGUCACCAGCAGCAGGCCCGGCGCCGCGUCAUCCGCAUGCUGAUCGUGGUGGUUCUGGUGUUCUUCCUCUGCAUGCUGCCCAACCGGGUCUUCCACCUGUGGAUGUUGUUCGCCCCCCAGGAGAGCAUCAUCGCGCUCGGCAGCGGCACGGUCAUGAAGCUGAUCGUCUUCAUGCGGUCCCUGGCCUUCCUCAACUCCUGCAUCAACCCCAUCAUCUACUCGCUAUUCUCCACGCGAUUCCGCUCCACCAUCCUCAACUGCUGCCGCGGCCCGCCCGUGCUGCAGGGGCGCCACCUGUCGGCUUCUUCCGCACAUACAGGCAACCCGUCCCGGAUCGUCCUCCCCGAGCUGAACGUCCUGUGGAGGGGACCGGACCAGGCGGCGGGCGCGGCGGGCGGAAAGAGGACCCGGCACCGCCUGGCUCUCGCCGAGCUGCCGUCGCUCAGGAGCUUCCCCGUGUCGGACGAGUCGGACAGCGGGAGCGUCGUGUACAUAAGGAAGUGGUCCUUUGACUGGGUGAACUUGAAAGAAACAGCUCUGUGA